This is a messenger RNA of Austrofundulus limnaeus, 758 nucleotides long. RefSeq names its product RAS related 2 (gene rras2). Gene Ontology annotation, cellular component: membrane. Gene Ontology annotation, biological process: signal transduction. Lineage: Eukaryota; Metazoa; Chordata; Actinopteri; Cyprinodontiformes; Rivulidae. The record is from RefSeq and is a predicted model, not a curated record. Gene Ontology annotation, molecular function: GTPase activity; GTP binding.
AUUCAGUCAUACUUUGUCACUGACUAUGACCCCACCAUCGAAGACUCGUAUACAAAGCAGUGUGUGAUCGACGAAAGGCCGGCCAGGCUCGACACUUUGAAGAAAUCUACAAAUUCCAAAGACAGAUUCUCCGAGUCAAAGACAGAGACGAAUUCCCGAUGAUCCUCGUCGGAAACAAAGCGGAUCUGGAACUACAGAGACAAGUAACCCAGGAAGAAGGCCAGCAGCUGGCCAGACAGUUAAAGGUCACAUAUAUGGAGGCUUCAGCCAAAAUCCGAAUGAACGUAGACCAAGCUUUCCACGAGCUGGUUAGGGUAAUCAGGAAAUUCCAAGAACAAGAAUGCCCACCAUCGCCAGAGCCCAUGAGGAAAGAGAAAGACAAGAGUGGCUGCCAUUGUGUGAUUGUCUGAUUUUUUUUUUGCCUUAUCACUGUAACUCAAGCAGCUGCUCUACCGCCCCGCCCACUCUGCCUGACAUCACAUCCCUCGUGGAUGACUGACCGCUGCCUUCUCCAUGUGCAUGACUUCAGACGGCCUUUUUCUGAGAUCCUCUGACCAGGAGCUGCUGUUUUCUGGGACAUCUCUAAGGACAACUGACAAUGCCAAAUUUUUAACACCACUCUACCUUCAGCCGUAAUCUUAAUUCAAACAAGAGAAUAUCAACACUAAAACAUUGCCUUCUAAAUCCGCCUGACAAAAUCAUUGUUUUAUACUCUGAAGGACUUCUCUUGCCUUGUAGUGAUGUUUGUACUUGCUACC